Messenger RNA from Aethina tumida (small hive beetle), 1894 nucleotides. RefSeq names its product putative inactive carboxylesterase 4. The coding region runs from base 79 to 1758 and encodes 559 amino acids. The record is from RefSeq and is a predicted model, not a curated record. The transcript has 9 exons. NCBI's taxonomy places the organism in Eukaryota, Metazoa, Arthropoda, Insecta, Coleoptera, Nitidulidae.
AAUGUAUAACACAUCGUGUCGUUUUGAAAUACCACCAGACUAUUUAUUGGUUUUAAAUUAAAACAAAAGCUGUUUAACAUGAACUCCAUAUUUUGUUUAUUUUUAAUGACAACUUCAGUGUUUGGGAAUGACCCGAUCAUCGAUCUUCCAACUGGCACGAUUAGAGGGAAAGUUAUUGGGAAUAAUUGUUCCGACUACAGUUGUCCGAGUAGUUGUCCAUUUUAUUCAUACACUGAAAUUCCAUUUGGACAGCCACCUGUUGGCCCUUUAAGAUUCCAGGCUCCAAAACCCGUAAAGAGCUGGACUGGCGUUUUGGACUGUACCGAAAGCAGGAAAUUAUGCUUCAACGUUUACGGAUCUUUUCCGUACGAAACGGAAGAUUGUCUGUUGCUCAACGUUUACACGCCCGUCCCACCCUGUAUGAGAACAAAACUGCCCGUUUUGUUUCAAAUUUACGGAGGCGGAUUCAUGAACGGUGUGGCCACUUUCGACGCAUUAGGACCCCAUUAUUUCAUGCGAGAGAAUCUCGUUGUCGUCACUACGUAUUAUAGAAUCGGACCGUGGGGUUUUUUGUCAACCGGUGACAAAGUGAUACCCGGAAACGCGGGACUAAAGGACCAAUGUCUGGCUUUGAAAUGGGUACAAACCAACAUUCAUUUGUUCGGCGGUGAUCCUCGCAAAGUCACAGUGAUGGGAGUGAGUGCAGGGGCAGCUUCCGCUACCUAUCAGUUGUUGAGUAGACGAUGUGGAGGAACGUUCCGAGCGGCGAUAGCCUUAAGUGGUUCCGCUUUAAAUCCAUGGGCAUAUCAAAGACAUCACGUGGAAGUUGCUUAUCAAGUUGCAAACAACAUUAAUCCCCUGUUUCAAAGGAAUAACUCCACCAAAGAAAUGUUCACAUUCCUGCAAACGGUUUCUAAUGCGGAUUUAAAAAAUGCAUCUCUCAACAUCAGGCUUUCCUACACUGAUCAAAUGGCACAAGGAUUUUAUUUUGCUCCCGUCACGGAGGUGGACAACGAAAGUGCGUUCUUAAACAGGAAAAUGUACGGGCUUCUAGAAACAGGAUCGUUUAAUAGGGUGCCCAUUUUGAUGGGAAUUAGUUCGGAGGAAGAACUUUAUAGAUACGCAGACACGAAUAAUUUUAAAUUGUACAUGCAAACUUUCGAUUCUAAUCCACGUUUGCUGGUGCCCGAAGACAUGCACGUUACUAACGAUACUGAAAAAUUGGCUUUGGGACAAAUUAUUCGAAAGUUAUAUACCGGAGGUUUACUUGCUGACGAUCUUAUUGCCUCUGUUAAAUAUUUUAGUGAUACAUGCUUCAACAGGCCUUUAAUAAGAUACGCUCAGCUUCAGUCAACUUACACUGACGUUUAUUUUUACCAAUUUUCCUACUACGGAAAACUGAGUCGCACUACCUUUCCACAACCUGAAGGUCUCGGAAAAAGUUCCCACACUGCGGAUGCGAAUUAUCUUUGGGUAUUGAACGGAAACGACGAUUUGCUGGAUUAUCCAGAAAGUGACAUUCUAACAUCGAAGAGAUAUGUUAAAAUGUAUUCGAAUUUCGUAAAGUUCCUAAAUCCAACGCCGGAUAGAAGCGAAUUAUUACAACAAAUUAAAUGGUUAAAAAUGGAACCGGACUUCUUGAAUUAUUUGGACAUCGACUCGAAUUUGACAAUGAAAAUCAAUCCGAAGAGUGAACAUUAUUUUGAAUGGGUCCAUUUGUAUAAUAAAUAUGGAAAAAAACCGUUCGACACGUAUUAAUUAAUUAAUUAAUUGAUAAGCAGUUUUUUAAAUGUAAAUGAUAGAUUUUAUAAAGAUAAAGUUAUUUUAAGUUGAUUAUUCGUGUAUCUCUUCACAUAUUUAUUAUCUUUGAUCACAUUACUUUGGUAUUUUUAGU